CGUAGUAUUAUUCACUUGUCAAAGGUACGUGUCGCAAGCCUAAGGCCUGAAUGUCACGCGGCGCCGAACUUGUAAGGGGGAUGCAUUGCAUGAUUGCCACGCUGUUUGAGAAAAUCGUUCAUAGAAUCCAAUCGUGAAAAUUCGCAAGUAAUCGAGGGAAAAUGGCAGCUGGUGCAGUGGAGAAAAGCGCUGCAUUGUCGACGGAGGCCCCGCUUGCUCCGGUGACGAUUGAGCGUCCGGUCCGGACUGAUUUGGAAACCUCUAUCCCGAAACCCUAUAUGGCAAGAGCAUUAGUUGCUCCAGAUACAGAACAUCCCAAUGGAACUCCAGGACACGUGCAUAACAACUUCAGCGUUCUUCAGCAACAUUGUGCUUUCUUUGACCAAGAUGACAAUGGAAUUGUUUAUCCAUGGGAGACGUAUGCUGGAUUUCGCCAAAUUGGGUUCAAUAUGAUAGUAUCUCUUGUAGCUGCUAUCGUCAUUAAUGUGGGGUUGAGUUACCCUACACUUCCUGGUUGGCUACCUUCUCCUCUCUUUCCUAUAUACAUACAUAACAUACAUAAGGCGAAGCAUGGAAGUGAUUCUGGAACCUAUGACACGGAGGGAAGGUACUUCCUCAUGAAUUUUGAGAACAUGUUUAGCAAGUACGCCCAGACAGUACCAGAUAAGCUUACCCUUGGAGAACUGUGGAAUAUGACCGAAGGCAACAGACAAGCAUUUGACAUCUUUGGAUGGUUUGCAAGCAAGAUGGAAUGGGGGAUUCUAUACGUCCUAGCUAGGGACAGUGAUGGUUUCCUUUCUAAGGAAGCAAUUAGACGCUGUUAUGAUGGAAGUUUGUUCGAGUAUUGUGCUAGGAUGCAGAUGGAAGCAGAGGAGAAUAAGAUAAAAUGAGUUGUCCAAGUCGUUGCUUGGCGUAUAAGGUGCAAGUCACUCGAAGACUUUUAUUAUGUGUAAUAGCUCGUGAACAUUUCUUUAAUAGUUUGUCCAGGACACAUUGUUGCUUGAUCAAUAAGACUUGGUUUACAAGUAUUUUGUUAUCAUGUCAUGAAAGUAAUCAAAUCAUUUUUAUGUUGA
Messenger RNA from Olea europaea var. sylvestris, 1073 nucleotides. RefSeq names its product peroxygenase-like. The transcript is spliced from 7 exons. Bases 162 to 890 code for a protein of 242 amino acids. Gene Ontology annotation, molecular function: monooxygenase activity; calcium ion binding. The record is from RefSeq and is a predicted model, not a curated record. Lineage: Eukaryota; Viridiplantae; Streptophyta; Magnoliopsida; Lamiales; Oleaceae.